AUGACAGGCAUGUCCGUUGUUGAAGGACGAGGUCACGCCAAAGGAGAAAUUGGCAUGGCUUAUAUUGACCUGUACCACCCAGAACUGGGCCUGGUCCAAUUUUCAGACACGGCGGCUUACUCAAAGUUGCGGAUCAAAUUGCAGGCCAUCAAUCCAGUUGAACUAAUUUUGCCCGAUACCGCUGUGGAAAAAGGCGGAAAUAUGCUGGCAUUGUUUUACUGUCUUCAGGAUGAAUUUCGCCAUAUGCAGAUCACCCCAGUUAGCCGCAAAAUGUUCAACGAAUGUCGAGGCAUUGGUACGAUAAAUCGUUUGAAAACUGCUGAUUGUACGACGGUAGAAAAAGAUAUGAACGGAAAGUACUACUGUUUGUCAUGUGCUGCUGCUUUAAUCGAGUACGUAGAACAUAUUCAAAACAUAAUAUUUGCUCCAAAAUCUGUCCGUGUCAAAUACCGAGGAACUGAGAAAACGAUGCUUUUGGAUCCAAGUACGGCGAAAAGUCUGGAGCUGAUCAUCAGCCAGUAUGGAGAGAAGAAUACCGAGACAAGCUUGUUUGGCGUUUUGAACUUUACGUGCACCACUGGCGGUGCCAGAAUGCUGCGUUCAUCCAUUUUGCAACCAUCGGCUGAUAUUGAAUUGAUAAGAAAACGGCACGAUGCCAUCGAAGAGAUCAGCGGUUGCUCAGACGGAUUCACGAUCCUAAGGUCUCUUAUAAGCAGAAUGCUAGACGUCGACCAGCUGGUAUCGCUGUGUGCUCAUUUGAACAAAGAAGAAACCGAACGUGCUGCUGACUAUAAAAUUACGCAGGUCAUCUAUCUGAAACAUACGCUUGAAUUGGUAGAGCCUUUGAAAUAUGCGUUAGAUCGUUACAAUUCGGAAAUGCUCAUCAGUUUGCGAGAGUUACUUCACGAUGACCGCUUCCAGUCAAUAUCGAACCAGAUCUCGGCGACGUUAAACGAUGAGAUCACCUACCAGAAGGGUGCACUGAAAAUGAGAAAUCAAAAGUGUUUCGCGGUGAAAUCGAACCUCAAUGGCUUGUUGGAUAUUUCAAGACGGACCUACAGUGAAUUGGUGAACGAUGUGCAAGAAUUGACUUUGGAUAUCGUGUCUGAUUACAAUCUUCCACUCAGAUGUGGCUAUUCUUCUGGCCGCGGUUUCUACCUGCAGCUGAAUCUGCGAGAGGUGCAAGACAUUCAGGAAUUUCCAGCCAUUCUCAUGAACGUUGUUCAGCGCGAUCGCAUUAACGAGGUCGUUUCGGAGAUCUUGUCAAUGAGCAAUAUAAUUGUCACCGACCUGCUGGCAACGAUUCGAGAUUCGAUCACGUGCCUCUACAAUCUUACCGAGGUCAUUUCUUCGCUGGACAUGUUGUUAUCACUGGUGACCGUCAGUCAGCGCUUUCUGUGGAUUCGUCCUGAGUUCACCGACAGCAUCGCCAUCCAGCAGGGUAGGCAUCCGAUCAUGGAACGCUUUACGAAUCACGUCUUCGUGCCGAAUGACGUGUAUGCCGGCCCAGAUUCUAACUUCAUCAUCGUCACCGGUCCAAAUAUGGGUGGAAAGUCAACUUACUUGAAGAUGAUCGCCGUCCUGCAGGUCAUGACUCAAAUUGGUUCCUUUGUUCCGGCCAAUUAUGCGUCGUUUCGACUUUGUGACCAACUGUUCUCACGCAUCGAACACAACGACAACCCGGAAGCAAACUGUUCUUCUUUCGUCGUUGAGAUGAAAGACAUGAACUACAUUUUGAAAAACGUCACCUCCUCCUCGUUGGUCAUCAUCGAUGAACUUGGAAGAAGCGUUCGUAUUCCUGGCUACUCAUUAUUUGGAUCUGGCUCAUUUGGAUACCCUGUAUCCUACUGUGGAAAAGUCGCGGAAGACAUGAAUGAAGAUUUAAAUUCGCCGUCGGGCAGUGACUACGACUCAGAGAACGUCGGCGUUUCUAGGUUGACGUGCAAUCUGUUGAAACGACUGCAGACUACGGUUUCUGGUUUGCGGCAGUUGCAUGAUGGCCCUUUAAAGGAGAACACUGCCAAUGGCCUUCCUGAUUCGUACAGAACAUAUACAGGUAUCGGUCAGUUGUUUUUUAUUCAACUGGACAUUUUUAGAAGCUCUAUUCCGGCGUUGGAUGAGAUGGCACAAAGUGUUCUUACGUCGUACAGUCUGAAAGAGUACCUGAGGUUGCUUUCGGAUGGUAAACAGUCAGAGCCCGUUUGCUGUUUAUACUCAUUUUGUUCCAACCUGUUCUUGAAUCUUGUCAGGAUCAAAGAUUUUACCGUGUAUUUUCACGAUGGCAUCUUCGAUUCUUUGAGGUCAGUGAUGAACCAUGUAGCGUUGAAAAUCGGUCGCGAGAAGUUGACCGAGCACAGAAUCAUAAUAUGCCUCAGCCCAUCGUUGCCGCACGUGGAAUUAUUCAACACUUUACUGCUACAGUUUCUCCCUUAUGUAGAACUUGUUUCGGUUCCUGCUCAGCAUUCUGCUCCAAACGCUACAUACAGCAGUUGCAUGGACGUGGAAGAACUACAGAAGCUGCUCUACGACAAAACUCGUGACGGUCUAUGUCACAUAGUUGUGGUGGCCGUGGUGGGAAGCCAGACCAGUGGAGAAAACGAUUCCAUUUCGAAGUUGAUUCAAUUGCGUGAAAAAUAUGCCUUUUGGUUGCACGCUGUUGGAUCUAAUUUGAUCGACCUCGUUUCAAGUGCUCCUAACGAAGAACUUUACAACAGUGUACAACGUUGCGAAAGCUUCACGCUAUCCCUCGACAGAGCGUUGGGCGUGCCUUCAGUGCCUUAUAUCGUGACUACUUUAUGUCGCACGGUCACCAGUUUCGCUCCACCUGAAAAGCUGAAUGCCGUUCCAUGGUGUGUUGUUUUCGAUCGCCUCGAAACCCAGCGCAUUCGUGGGCGCAUUGAUGUCUGUUUCGAGUUGAGUUGUGAGGUGCUCGCGAUCAUUGCUAACUUACCUGAAUUGAACCUCGUUUCCUACGGCAGUGGAAUGAGAUACUUGGAACGGGUUAAGGCGAAAACUGUCAGCAGACCGUUAACUUUGAUCUUUGAAUAUUGUCCAAAUUUACCGCAAAAUAAUGGCACUGGCGACGAACUUGACGACUUCGACGCUUUGAAAAAUUCGUCGUACAUGAAAGCCCUCAACGCAUGGUUUGGCAACUUCUUGUCUUUGCAGUGCCCUUCUUUUGGUUUCAAGACGGUAGAGAUCAGUUGUUCGGAAACGGCUUUACAGUUUUCGCCCAUCGAACUUAGAUCUAUGGGCGUGGAAUCGCUGGAUUUGACGCACUUCGACGAUCGUCUACGAAAUGCUGUGAAAAUCUUGAACGCUACCUUGAGGGCACGAAUGAAGUUCGAAGCUUCCGUACGACAGUACCCCCAGCUCAAGUCUGUAGCCAUUGAAGAGUGGGCUGGAGUUGGCUGUUUCGUCUACGUGCCGGAAAUACUUCGCGAUUGUGAACAGUGGAAUGAGAACCAGAAGAUCCAUGCUUCCUACAUAAACAUGGAAAUCAUCCACGAUUUAAAAAAGGCGGACCAUGCGUUUUCUUUGGCCAAGUUCAACAACGGCGAGGUCUGCAUUAAAUGCGGCAUGAUUUCCGACGCGAAUGACCUACCAUCCCUGAUCGAGGCUGUCGUAUGCACUGGCGAAAAGAUUGAGAAAUCCUCCACGUACAUGGAUGCUCUUGCUGAACGGGUGAAGCAAGGUAUCGAAUUGGCAUCCCAAGAGCUGAAGAAGGAAUCAGAAUUCAAGUUACUCAAUAUGGGUUUGAUUCGAAAGGUUCCUGUUGUCAAGUCAAUAAUCAACUGGUGGUCUCCGUUGCCUGAAAACAGUGUUAGAGGACGAUACUUUGAUUUGAAAACAGGUUAG
This is a messenger RNA of Soboliphyme baturini, 3858 nucleotides long. The record is from the annotation of a GenBank genome assembly. Lineage: Eukaryota; Metazoa; Nematoda; Enoplea; Dioctophymatida; Soboliphymatidae.